Messenger RNA from Pimephales promelas (fathead minnow), 1673 nucleotides. It is a transcript of the gene scamp3, whose product is annotated as secretory carrier membrane protein 3. Gene Ontology annotation, biological process: protein transport. The record is from RefSeq and is a predicted model, not a curated record. Lineage: Eukaryota; Metazoa; Chordata; Actinopteri; Cypriniformes; Leuciscidae. Gene Ontology annotation, cellular component: recycling endosome membrane; trans-Golgi network membrane.
UCCUGUACACUUGCGCUAAUAACGUUACAGCCAGCAGUGAUGCCAGAGUGAAAUUGAAACAAAUCGCGUCGCUCGUAAAAUCCAACAAUAAAUAAGUAAAUAAAUAAAAAUACCAAAGAAGAAGACCAUAAACCACUUCAAAGAAGGACAAGAUAUGUUAUUGAUUUGAAACGGACACCUUGUAAUGUCUGUUGGUUACGUUAGCUGGUUGGUUGGUUAGUGAAUCGUGAUUUGUUUUGGUUAAAUUGCGUUAUAAUAAUAAUAAGCUGUUUAUUAAACUAUAUUAACUUCUUCCUGUAACUAUCCGUUACACCACACUGUUCUGUUUUGUACUUGGUCAUCACGGUUAAGUUUAUCGUCUUUUUACAUCUUGGCAAGAUUAAAUUAGCCAAAUCAGCACCAGGAUGUCAAAAUACACCACAUUUCCUAAUUCAGCCGAUGAUCAUAAUCCAUUUCAGGAUCCAUCAGUGACGCAGCACAGCAGUAACACUGGCUAUGCCACACUGGACCUCUACAACCCAUUUGACAACAACACAACAGCGCCUCCACCUCCCUAUGAAGCCACAUCUCCUGCAGCACCUCCUGUCCAAACGCCUCCCAGCAGGACCACACCCACUGAGCCCAGGAAUUAUGGAUCCAAUGGAACACAGUCUCAGUCUGCAGUAAAUGCCACCACAGCAGAUCUGUUGAGGAAGCAGGAGGAACUAGAAAGAAAAGCAAAGGAACUGGAGAGAAGAGAGAGAGAGCUGGAUGCCCAUGCACUUGGGUCUGGAGCGUCUCGUCUGAAUAAUUGGCCUCCAUUGCCCUCCUUCUGUCCAGUGAAACCUUGUUUCUAUCAGGACAUUAAUCUGGACAUCAGCCAAAGGUUUCAGCGCACUGUCACCACCUUGUACUACUACUGGAUGUUCACAGCAUGCACUUUAUUCUUUAACCUCAUCUCCUGUUUGGCUAUGUUCUGUGGCCAACCCAGUAAUGUUUCGGCACCGGUUGGCUUCGGUUUUGCCAUCCUUUGGUUUCUCCUCUUCACCCCCUGCUCCUUCGUCUGUUGGUACAGGCCUGUGUACAAAGCCUUCAGGAGUGACAGUUCCUUCAACUUCUUCGCCUUUUUCUUUGUCUUCUUCGCCCAACUGGUGCUUUAUGUUAUCAUGGCUAUCGGUAUCCCUGGCUGGGGCUUCAGUGGGUGGAUCGUGAGUUUAGCCGCUCUUAGUGACAACACCAACAAAAAUGGCAAGGCAGUGGGUGCGAUCAUGCUGAUCAGUUCUGUGCUCUUAACCGCUCAGGCGACCAUGGGAGUCAUUUUGCUCAAGAGGGUUCAUUCUAUGUACAGGCAGACUGAAGCGAGCUUUGAGAAGGCCCAGGCCGAGUUUGCCACCGGUGUGCUUUCCAAUCAGGCAGUGCGCCAGGCAGCCACCAACGCCACCGUUUCUGCCGCACAGGGCGCCUUCACUGCACCUCGGUAGAGACCUGGAUGAAAAAAGAGAUAAGGUUGAUGAACCUGAUUGGUUACGCUGCCAUGAGACAAAGUGACUUAUUCUAGCACCCAUAGGCAUUGCUGAAUUGCAAACCAACACAGUUACCCUAGACCCCUCUUGCAUGCAUGUCAUAAUGAUAGUAAUGCUACAUUGGAUUUCUUUUUCUCUUUGUCGGUCUUGCUGAGCAUCAGGCCGUUAGUU